ACCCCACACCACAAACCCAUUCUCCCCAUUUCACGUCCAUUUAUCUCCGUAUACUUCAGAUACCCCCUCUCUCUCUCUCUCUCUCUCUCUCUCUCUCUCUCCAGUCUCCACACCAGACUUCCCAGGAGAUAGCAUACAAUGGCCGAUGCUGAGGACAUUCAGCCACUCGUUUGCGACAAUGGAACAGGAAUGGUUAAGGCUGGAUUUGCUGGAGAUGAUGCCCCAAGGGCUGUGUUCCCUAGCAUUGUAGGUCGACCUCGUCACACUGGUGUGAUGGUCGGCAUGGGCCAGAAAGAUGCAUAUGUUGGAGAUGAAGCCCAAUCCAAGCGUGGUAUCUUGACGUUGAAAUACCCAAUAGAGCAUGGUAUUGUGAGCAACUGGGAUGAUAUGGAGAAGAUCUGGCAUCACACAUUUUACAACGAGCUUCGAGUUGCCCCAGAAGAGCACCCCGUCCUCCUCACUGAAGCUCCUCUGAACCCCAAGGCUAAUCGUGAGAAGAUGACCCAAAUCAUGUUUGAGACCUUCAACACUCCUGCUAUGUAUGUGGCUAUUCAGGCUGUCCUUUCCCUAUAUGCUAGUGGUCGUACAACUGGAAUCGUGCUGGACUCUGGCGACGGUGUUAGCCAUACAGUCCCAAUCUACGAAGGAUAUGCCCUCCCACACGCCAUCCUUCGUCUUGACUUGGCGGGCCGUGAUCUCACCGAUGCCUUGAUGAAAAUCCUAACUGAACGUGGCUACUCCUUCACAACCACAGCAGAGCGUGAAAUAGUGAGGGACAUGAAGGAGAAGCUAGCUUACAUAGCCCUAGACUAUGAGCAAGAGCUAGAGACUUCCAAAACAAGCUCCUCAGUCGAGAAGAGUUAUGAGCUUCCUGAUGGCCAAGUGAUCACCAUUGGCGCGGAGCGUUUCCGGUGCCCUGAGGUCCUUUUCCAGCCAUCCAUGAUUGGAAUGGAAGCGGCAGGAAUACAUGAGACCACUUAUAAUUCUAUCAUGAAGUGUGAUGUGGAUAUCAGAAAAGACCUCUAUGGAAACAUCGUGCUGAGUGGUGGUUCAACCAUGUUUCCAGGCAUUGCUGAUAGAAUGAGCAAAGAAAUUACUGCUUUAGCCCCAAGUAGUAUGAAGAUCAAGGUUGUUGCCCCACCCGAGAGGAAGUACAGUGUCUGGAUAGGAGGAUCCAUCUUGGCAUCUCUCAGCACCUUUCAGCAGGUUUGGUAUCUUUUCAUGUUGACUUUUGAAUGUUUCAUUCAUGCUAGCUACCAUUUGAAUGUCAGUGGCCUCUUGGCGGGCUUGUACCUAUGUUACAUGGAGUCAGUUACUGGUGUCGGGUGGUAUGUGUCUAAGUGUCAAAAUCAUCUAAUUUGCAUCUCAAUGAUACUAAGGACACACCAAAAUAUUCCUACUUCGUAGUAGAUUUUGUCUAUUUGCUAUGAUAAAUAGCACUAAACAAAAUAUGUUAGGACAUUUCAUGCAUAAUACAGGAGUUCCAUACAUAUAUCAUAGCAAAUUCAAAUCACAAAAUAUGCUUGUUAUGUGAAUAUCCAACUAAACAUGCCGAACAUGGGUCCCAAACCAUCUCCGAGUGUCAAGUGUUCGGUAUGGUAAGUUUUUGUAUUUAAAAGAUUCUGUGUACCAUAGGUUUCUACCAUAUGAUUUUUACUGGACUUAUUAGUUUUUUCUGAUAUUUUUACUUUUGAUUUCCGAUCCAACUUUUUGCUUGGUUGAGUGCAGAUGUGGAUAGCAAAGGCAGAGUACGAUGAGUCUGGACCGUCAAUUGUGCAUAGAAAAUGCUUCUGAUUGCGCAGGAACAUAGAUGUGGAAGAAAGAAACUACUUUUUACUUCUGGGAGAUAUGAAGCUUGCGACCGUUCAUUCUAUCCCUUGUUUUCUUCAUUUGUUGGGUUGAUGACUUUGAGAAGGCGAGGAUGUUACAUUUCUUUUAUUUGUAACUUAAGUUUAGAGUUUUUGGAUUGUUUUCAUGAUAUUCGUUUUGCACCUUCCUUUAUGCCCAUUUUUUAGUUUGAGCAUAUGCAUCAUCUUUCAAAAGUUGUGGUUC
This is a messenger RNA of Rhododendron vialii, 2052 nucleotides long. RefSeq names its product actin-like. The record is from RefSeq and is a predicted model, not a curated record. Lineage: Eukaryota; Viridiplantae; Streptophyta; Magnoliopsida; Ericales; Ericaceae. The transcript has 4 exons. Gene Ontology annotation, cellular component: cytoplasm. The coding region runs from base 139 to 1407 and encodes 422 amino acids.